This is a messenger RNA of Cladocopium goreaui, 993 nucleotides long. Lineage: Eukaryota; Dinophyceae; Suessiales; Symbiodiniaceae. The record is from the annotation of a GenBank genome assembly.
AUGGCGAUGAAGAUUUGCGUGGAAUUCAUGAGUGGAAACGUGUGCACCAUGGAAGUUUGGCCGGAAAUGAAAAUCAGAGAGCUGAAGGAGAAGCUGAAGGCCUCCCAUCGGUUUGAGGACGACGCCACCCGGCGGCUCACUGCUGUGGAGCUCUUCCUGGGUGGUCGGAAACUGCAUGAUUGGUUUGAUGUUGAGAGAGCUGUCUCAGUUACCACUGAAAACGUGCAGGUCGUGUUCUCGCUGGACCCACCAGUUGAGUGUGUUUGCAAGUCGGCACCUGGCUGCGAGGAUCGGAUCUUAUUUGACGUUCGCAUCCCGGAGGGCACGACUCGGAUUGAAGCCACUGCCUUUCGAAACUGCCGCCACUUGGUGCGGGUGGCCACCCAUGAGUCGUUGCUGGAGAUCGGAGACGUGGCCUUUGAAAAUUGCAGCGCUUUGUUGGCGAUGAACGUCCCAGAGUCUGUGAGGAAGAUCGGCUGGGGUGCGUGUAAAGGCUGCAGCUCUUUGACGGACCUAAAACUCCCCAAGUUGACUGAAAUGGGACAUGAAGCUUUUGCUGGUUGCAGCUCUUUGACAAGCUUGGCAAUCCCGGAGUCCUUGACUGAAAUCAGGACUUAUGCUUUUUACAACUGCCGAUCUCUGAGGAACUUGACCCUGCCAGAGUCUCUGACUGAGAUUCAAGCUGCUGCCUUUUCUGGCUGCACUUCUUUGAGGAGCUUGAGAAUUCCCAACUCAGUGACCAAAAUUGGAAGCGAAGCCUUUCGCGGCUGUAGAUCUUCGACCAGCCUGGCCAUCCCGGGGUCUGUGACUGAGAUUGGCUACUGUGCGUUUGAAGGCUGCAGCGCUUUGGAACGUUUGACCCUGCCAAACUCCACGAAGAUUGGCCGUGGGGCCUUUGAUGGCUGCAGAUCUGCGAUCAAGCUGCAACUGCAGUUUUCUCCCGCAGGCUGUGACUUCUGCUGCAUGUUUCUGCUGAAGUGGGAGAGGCUGUAG